UCUUUAUCGUCAAAACAUCGAUUUUAAGGCAACACUAGUUGCUGAUAUUCUUUACUAUUACUAGUGUCAAAUUUUGUCCUAGUGCAACGUCAAUCUCUUUCGACUCGGCCAUUUUUGUUGCGAUAGUCGUCAGACAUGUCGCAUAGGAAAUUCUCAGCACCUCGCCAUGGGUCCAUGGGAUUCUAUCCCAAGAAGAGAUCCCGUCGCCAUCGUGGUAAGGUGAAGGCUUUCCCUAAAGAUGACUCCAGCAAACCUGUGCAUCUUACUGCUUUCAUCGGCUACAAAGCUGGUAUGACCCACGUGGUCCGUGAACCUGACCGUCCUGGUUCAAAGAUCAACAAGAAGGAAAUCGUAGAAGCUGUAACCAUCAUUGAAACUCCUCCCAUGGUCUGUGUUGGAGUCGUUGGUUACAUUGAGACACCACACGGUCUACGCGCUCUGUUGACUGUAUGGGCUGAACACAUGUCGGAAGAUUGCCGCCGUCGCUUCUACAAGAACUGGUAUAAGUGCAAGAAGAAGGCUUUCACAAAGUCAAGCAAGAAAUGGCAGGAUGAACUUGGACGCAAGUCCAUUGAAAAGGAUUUCAAAAAGAUGAUUCGUUACUGCAGUGUUGUCAGAAUUAUUGCACACACUCAAAUGAAACUUCUUAAGCAGAGACAAAAGAAAGCCCAUAUCAUGGAAAUCCAAGUUAAUGGUGGAACCAUUGAGGACAAAGUAAAAUGGGCUAGGGAACACCUUGAGAAGCCUAUUCCUAUCGACUCUGUCUUCACUCAGGAUGAGAUGAUUGACUGUAUCGGUGUCACCAAGGGUAAAGGAUACAAAGGUGUAACCUCACGUUGGCAUACUAAGAAGCUCCCUCGUAAGACGCACAAGGGUUUGCGUAAAGUUGCCUGUAUUGGAGCAUGGCAUCCUUCAAGAGUUUCGUUCACUGUUGCCCGUGCUGGUCAGAAGGGCUACCAUCAUCGUACUGAAAUGAACAAAAAGAUUUACAGAAUUGGACAAGGAAUCCACACCAAGGAUGGCAAAGUUAUUAAGAACAAUGCUUCUACUGAAUACGACUUGUCUGAGAAAUCUAUCACUCCAAUGGGUGGUUUCCCUCAUUAUGGUGAAGUCAACAACGAUUUCGUCAUGAUUAAGGGUUGUUGUAUGGGACCUAAAAAGCGUGUCAUCACUUUAAGAAAAUCCCUGCGUGUCCACACAAAGAGAGCAGCACUUGAAAAGAUUAACCUCAAGUUCAUUGACACUUCAUCCAAAUUCGGUCAUGGACGCUUCCAGACACCAGCUGACAAGGCUGCAUUCAUGGGUACUCUUAAAAAGGACCGCAUUCGUGAAGAGGCUGCUGCCACCGCUGCUCCAGCUGCAGCACAGUCUUAAGUGUUAUUGACACAAUAAACUGAUUAAAAUA
Vanessa atalanta (red admiral) is the source of this 1405-nucleotide messenger RNA. It is a transcript of the gene RpL3, whose product is annotated as 60S ribosomal protein L3. Lineage: Eukaryota; Metazoa; Arthropoda; Insecta; Lepidoptera; Nymphalidae. Gene Ontology annotation, biological process: translation; ribosomal large subunit assembly. Bases 136 to 1374 code for a protein of 412 amino acids. Gene Ontology annotation, cellular component: ribosome; cytosolic large ribosomal subunit. The transcript has 7 exons. The record is from RefSeq and is a predicted model, not a curated record. Gene Ontology annotation, molecular function: RNA binding; structural constituent of ribosome.